Molecule: messenger RNA, 4620 nt
Organism: Jaculus jaculus (lesser Egyptian jerboa)
Lineage: Eukaryota; Metazoa; Chordata; Mammalia; Rodentia; Dipodidae
Gene: Slit1
Product: slit guidance ligand 1
Exons: 37
Coding region: 1-4605 (1534 amino acids)
Biological process (GO): negative chemotaxis; axon guidance
Molecular function (GO): calcium ion binding; heparin binding; Roundabout binding
Source: RefSeq, a predicted model, not a curated record
AUGGCGCUGACGCCCGGGCGGGGGUCCUCGGCGGGGCUGGGCCGGCCGGAGCUGUGGCUGUUGCUGUGGGCAGCCGCGUGGCGCCUGGGGACCACGGCGUGCCCCGCCCUCUGCACCUGCACGGGCACCACGGUGGACUGCCAUGGCACGGGGCUGCAGGCCAUCCCCAAGAACAUCCCACGGAACACCGAGCGCCUGGAACUCAAUGGCAACAACAUCUCUCGGAUCCACAAGAAUGACUUUGCUGGGCUCAAACAGCUUCGGGUGCUGCAGCUGAUGGAGAACCAGAUCACGACAGUGGAACGCGGAGCUUUUGACGACAUGAAGGAGCUGGAGCGGCUACGGCUGAACCGCAACCAGCUGCACGUGCUGCCAGAGCUGCUGUUCCAGAGCAACCAGGCUCUGUCCAGACUGGACCUGAGCGAGAAUGUCCUCCAGGCCAUUCCCAGAAAGGCUUUCCGGGGAGCCACGGACCUCAAAAACCUACAACUGGACAAGAACCAGAUCAGCUGCAUCGAGGAAGGGGCCUUCCGCGCCCUGCGGGGGCUGGAGGUGCUGACCUUGAACAACAACAACAUCACCACCAUUCCCGUGUCCAGCUUCAACCAUAUGCCCAAGCUGCGGACCUUCCGCCUGCACUCCAACCACCUGUUCUGUGACUGUCACCUGGCCUGGCUCUCGCAGUGGCUCAGGCAGCGGCCCACCAUCGGACUUUUUACCCAGUGCUCGGGUCCCGCCAGCCUGCGGGGCCUCAACGUGGCAGAGGUGCAGAAGAGCGAGUUCAGCUGUUCAGGCCAGGGGGAGGCAGCACGUGUGCCUGCCUGCACCCUCUCCUCCGGCUCCUGCCCAGCCAUGUGCGCCUGCAGCAACGGCAUCGUGGACUGCCGGGGUAAAGGCCUCACUGCCAUCCCUGCCAACCUGCCUGAGACAAUGACGGAAAUCCGCCUGGAGCUGAAUGGCAUCAAGUCUAUCCCCCCAGGAGCCUUCUCUCCCUACAGAAAGCUGCGCAGGAUAGACCUGAGCAACAACCAGAUCGCGGAGAUUGCACCCGACGCCUUCCAGGGCCUUCGCUCCUUGAACUCCCUGGUCCUCUAUGGCAACAAGAUCACAGACCUGCCCCGUGGUGUGUUUGGAGGCUUGUACACCCUCCAGCUGCUGCUCCUGAACGCCAACAAGAUCAACUGCAUCAGGCCAGACGCCUUCCAGGACCUGCAGAACCUGUCACUGCUCUCCCUCUAUGACAACAAGAUACAGAGCCUUGCCAAGGGCACCUUCACCUCGCUGCGGGCCAUCCAGACGCUGCAUCUGGCUCAGAACCCUUUCAUCUGUGACUGUAACCUCAAGUGGCUGGCAGACUUCCUGCGCACCAACCCUGUCGAGACAAGCGGGGCCCGCUGUGCCAGCCCCCGGCGCCUCGCCAACAAGCGCAUUGGGCAGAUCAAGAGCAAGAAGUUCCGGUGCUCAGCUAAAGAGCAAUACUUCAUUCCAGGCACGGAGGAUUACCAACUGAACAGCGAGUGCAGCAGCGAUGUGGCCUGCCCUCACAAGUGCCGCUGCGAGGCCAGCAUGGUGGAGUGCUCCAGCCUGAAACUCUCCAAGAUCCCUGAGCGCAUUCCUCAGUCCACAGCUGAGCUACGAUUGAACAACAACGAGAUUUCCAUCCUGGAGGCCACUGGGAUGUUUAAGAAACUUACACAUCUAAAGAAAAUAAACCUGAGCAAUAACAAAGUGUCAGAAAUCGAAGAUGGGGCCUUCGAGGGUGCAGCCUCCGUCAGUGAAUUGCACCUGACUGCCAACCAGCUGGAGUCCAUCCGGAGUGGCAUGUUUCGGGGUUUGGAUGGCUUGCGGACCCUGAUGCUGAGGAACAACCGGAUCAGCUGCAUUCACAAUGACAGCUUCACAGGGCUGCGCAACGUCCGGCUCCUGUCACUUUAUGACAAUCACAUUACCACUAUCUCCCCCGGAGCCUUCGACACCCUCCAGGCCCUGUCCACACUAAACCUCCUGGCCAAUCCUUUCAACUGCAACUGCCAGCUGGCCUGGUUGGGUGACUGGCUGCGGAAGAGGAAGAUUGUGACGGGGAACCCACGGUGCCAGAACCCGGACUUCUUGCGGCAGAUUCCCCUGCAGGACGUGGCCUUCCCCGACUUCAGGUGUGAGGAAGGCCAGGAGGAGGGGAGCUGCCUGCCCCGUCCGCAAUGCCCCCAGGAGUGCGCCUGCCUGGACACCGUGGUCCGAUGCAGCAACAAGCACCUCCAAGCUCUGCCCAAGGGCAUCCCCAAGAAUGUCACAGAACUUUAUCUGGAUGGGAACCAGUUCACCUUGGUUCCAGGGCAGCUGUCCACCUUCAAGUAUUUGCAGCUUGUGGACCUGAGUAACAACAAGAUCAGCUCCUUAAGCAAUUCCUCCUUCACCAACAUGAGCCAGCUGACCACAUUGAUCCUGAGCUACAACGCUCUCCAGUGCAUCCCUCCUCUGGCCUUCCAAGGGCUCCGUUCCCUGCGUCUGCUGUCUCUGCAUGGCAAUGACAUCUCCACGCUCCAGGAGGGCAUCUUUGCAGAUGUGACGUCUCUGUCUCACCUGGCCAUUGGUGCCAACCCCCUGUACUGCGACUGCCACCUCCGCUGGCUCUCCAGCUGGGUGAAGACCGGCUAUAAGGAACCGGGCAUUGCCCGCUGUGCUGGACCCUCGGACAUGGAGGGCAAGCUGCUGCUCACCACACCUGCCAAGAAGUUUGAAUGCCAAGGUCCCCCUAGUCUGGCAGUCCAGGCCAAGUGUGACCCAUGCUUGUCCAGCCCAUGCCAGAACCAGGGCACCUGCCACAAUGACCCUCUUGAGGUAUACAGGUGCGCCUGCCCCGGUGGCUACAAGGGUCGAGACUGUGAGGUGUCUCUGGACAGCUGCUCUAGCAGCCCGUGUGGAAAUGGGGGCACCUGCCGCGCCCAGGAGGACGAGGAUGCCAGCUUCACGUGUUCCUGUCCCCCUGGUUUUGAAGGACCAACCUGUGGGGUGAACGCAGAUGACUGUGUGGAGCAUGCCUGUGUCAAUGGGGGUGUCUGUGUGGAUGGUGUGGGCAACUAUACCUGCCAGUGCCCUCUGCAGUACACGGGAAGGGCCUGUGAGCAGCUGGUGGACUUCUGUUCCCCGGAUCUGAACCCAUGUCAGCAUGAGGCCCAGUGUGUGGGCACCCCAGAUGGACCCAGGUGUGAGUGCGCACCUGGUUAUGUGGGUGACAACUGCAGUGAGAACCACGAUGACUGUAAGGACCACCGCUGUCAGAAUGGGGCCCAGUGCGUGGACGAUGUCAACAGCUAUGCCUGCCUCUGUGCAGAGGGAUACAGUGGACAGCUCUGUGAGAUCCCUUCCCACCCACCUGCUCCCAGAAGCCCCUGUGAAGGGACCGAGUGCCAGAAUGGGGCCAACUGUGUGGACCAGGGCAGUCGGCCUGUAUGCCAAUGCCUACCAGGUUUCGGUGGCCCUGAAUGUGAGAAGCUGCUCAGUGUCAACUUUGUGGAUCGGGACACUUACCUACAGUUCACUGACCUGCAGAACUGGCCGCGAGCCAACAUCACCCUGCAGGUCUCCACGGCAGAGGACAACGGGAUCCUGCUGUACAACGGAGACAAUGACCACAUUGCAGUCGAACUGUACCAGGGCCAUGUCCGAGUCAGCUACGACCCCGGCAGCUACCCCAGCUCUGCCAUCUACAGUGCCGAGACGAUCAAUGAUGGACAAUUCCACACUGUUGAGUUGGUCACCUUUGACCAGAUGGUGAACCUCUCCAUUGAUGGCGGCAGUCCCAUGACCAUGGACAACUUUGGCAAGCACUACACGCUCAACAGGGAAGCCCCUCUCUAUGUAGGAGGGAUGCCCGUGGACGUGAACUCUGCUGCCUUCCGUCUCUGGCAAAUCCUCAAUGGCAGCAGCUUCCAUGGUUGCAUCCGAAACCUGUAUAUCAACAACGAGCUGCAGGACUUCACCAAGACCCAGAUGAAGCCAGGCGUGGUACCAGGCUGUGAGCCCUGCCGCAAGCUCUACUGCUUGCAUGGCAUCUGCCAGCCCAAUGCCACCCCAGGGCCUGUGUGCCACUGUGAGGCUGGCUGGGGGGGUCUGCACUGUGACCAGCCAGCGGAUGGCCCCUGCCACGGCCACAAGUGUGUCCACGGGAAAUGCAUGCCCCUUGAUGCUCUUGCCUACAGCUGCCAGUGCCAGGAAGGGUACUCAGGGGCCCUGUGCAACCAGGCUGGGGCUGCUGCAGAGCCCUGCGGGGGCCUGCAGUGCCUACAUGGCCACUGCCAGGCCUCAGCCACCAAGGGGGCGCACUGUGUGUGUGACCCAGGCUUUUCGGGCGAGCUGUGUGAGCAAGAGUCCGAGUGCCGGGGGGACCCUGUCCGGGACUUUCACCGGCUCCAGAGGGGCUAUGCCAUCUGCCAGACCACACGCCCGCUGUCGUGGGUGGAGUGCCGGGGCGCGUGCCCGGGCCGGGGCUGCUGCCAGGGCCUACGGCUGAAGCGGAGGAAGCUCACCUUCGAGUGCAGCGACGGGACCUCGUUUGCCGAGGAGGUGGAGAAGCCCACCAAGUGCGGCUGUGCCCCGUGCGCCUAGCGGCGCGGGCAUCAC